AUGGAUGAAAAUGAUAAUUAUCCUAUAAUUGAUUAUUAUCCAAAUGAUAUACAAAAUAAUUCAAAUAGUUUACAACUUUCUUUAAGUGAAUUAUUACCAAUAAAUUCUUUAAUAUUAUCUUUAUCAAUAAUUGAUCAAGAUUCAGAUGAGAAUGGACGUGUUACAUGGAAACUUGAUCGGUCAUCAUUAAUACCUUUUGAAUUAAUACGUUUAACAGAUACUACAGGUGAAUUACGUACAAAACGUUUACUUGAUCGAGAAUAUAUAUCAGAAUAUUAUUUCAAACUUGAAGCACAUGAUCAUGGCAAACCAAAAUCGAAAUCUACUUAUUUAAAUAUACAUAUUACUAUCUUAGAUGAAAAUGAUAAUGCACCAAUAUUUCGACAAGAUGAUAUUCAAGUAACAAUUAGUGAACAUGUUAAAUUAAAUAAUCAAAAUGGUUAUGAAAUAUAUCAUGUUCAAGCGGAUGAUUAUGAUCAAGGACAAAAUGCUGAAGUUAAUUAUUCAAUUUUAAAUCAAAAUAAUAAUCUAUUUCAAAUUGAUUCACAAACAGGAGUUAUUCGAGCAAUGGUUGAAUUCGAUCGUAAACAAAAAGAUACUUAUGUAUUAGAAAUACAAGCAACAGAUAAAGGUUAUAAUCAUCUUUCAAGUGUACCACCAUUAUCAUCAAAAGCAACAAUAACAUUUACUAUUAUUUCUCGUAAUGAAUAUCCACCCAUUUGUAAUAUUGAUAAAAAUAGUGCAUCAUUAUCAGUUAUGGAAAACAGUAAACAAGGAACUAUCGUUGCUACGAUAAUAUGUCAUGAUGAUGAUACAGAUGGAAUAAAUGGACAAAUGAAUGUCUAUGCACAAUGGUGGUUAGAAGAUAGAUUAUUGAAUAGAACUACAUAUAAUAUUCCAUUUGAAAUAGUGACGACAAAGAGUAAUACAUCUGAGGUAAGAAUUAUGAUAUCGGGUGGCGCAGACUAAAUGGACCUCUCAGUAUUUUGCAUUUUUUUCACCUAUAAUUCGUCAUAGACAAAAAUGUUUUUUACAGAAAGAUUCCUCGUGAAAUUCUCUACAAAACGUAUAUGUUUUUAUUAUUUUAAAUAGCCUCCAUUAUUUUGAGAAAUGCGGUACAAACGGUUGGUCCAAGAAGCGUAACUUUCAAACAA
Messenger RNA from Adineta steineri, 1154 nucleotides. Lineage: Eukaryota; Metazoa; Rotifera; Eurotatoria; Adinetida; Adinetidae. The record is from the annotation of a GenBank genome assembly.